Molecule: messenger RNA, 1029 nt
Organism: Didymodactylos carnosus
Lineage: Eukaryota; Metazoa; Rotifera; Eurotatoria; Philodinida; Philodinidae
Source: the annotation of a GenBank genome assembly
AUGAGACAACGUUACUGUCAACAAAAAUUCAAACAACAGUUCAACACACAAACACGUUAUACAGAUGAUCAGUGGCAGCCCCUCUGGCUUUGGAAGCGACACAACACUGAACAGCAACACAAUCUUAACUCCUUUACAGGCGUUUGGGGUGGACAAUUUCACAUUCAUCAAAUAGUGAUGAUUUAUGAUCAAAAAUGUACAAUCGUUCCCGGGCUCGACCUUUUACAAGCAACAAUAUUAGAAAUACAAUAUAGUCACGAACCACAACGUUGUUUGGUGAAAUUAGAAUAUGAUCAAACUGAGUUAUAUGCUGAAUCUAGUGCCAUAUUUCAAAUGCCAUUUCAAGGUUUAGAAGAUGAUGAUAUGGAUCAUGAUAAACCAGCAUGUUUGAAACGUAUAAAGUCAAUGAAAAGUAAUCCAUCAUUCAUUAUGAACAACAACAAAUUAACAGCACUGUCGGAAUAUUUAGAUGAUCAACAAUCAGAAGAUGGAUCAGAAUCUGAAGCAGGUGAAGAAGAUGAAGAAGAAGGAUUCUCAAAAACAAAUUCCAAAUCCAUAACAUUAGUGAUAACGCCAGCAACACGCAAACAACGACAACGACAUUCAUGGCUCCAAAAACCAACACAAAAAGCUGUUGAACAACAGUCAACAAAACAAUCUUCAGUUUUAGGUACUGCAAACGACAUUUCAUCUGAUCCGAUUGCACAGAAGCCUCGAAUGUCCUCCAAACAAACAACGUAUUUAUUCACUGGGCCAAAUUUAAAAUCUUCACUGGGUGGUAGUUGGAUACUAAAUACUCGGGUUUUAUUGUCAUUGUUGCUAUUGUCCAUAUUAGGUGGUCGAUUGUUACGGAGUCCCACACAAUCGAUAGCUGGUGAUUCUGAACAUCUUGUUCAUUUAAUUUUGGUCGUUAUUCGCGUGGCAAUUAAGUUUAGACAUGCAAAACAAGAUGAUGGUUUUUUCGGUUCUAGCAAUAUUAAAGAUACAUUUGGACAUUGGGAUUGGCUAUGGCCGUAUAUGGUGCCAUAA